This is a messenger RNA of Coccinella septempunctata (seven-spotted ladybird), 2221 nucleotides long. RefSeq names its product serine palmitoyltransferase 2 (gene lace). The record is from RefSeq and is a predicted model, not a curated record. The transcript has 9 exons. The coding region runs from base 206 to 1960 and encodes 584 amino acids. Gene Ontology annotation, molecular function: serine C-palmitoyltransferase activity; pyridoxal phosphate binding. Gene Ontology annotation, biological process: ceramide biosynthetic process; sphingosine biosynthetic process. Gene Ontology annotation, cellular component: serine palmitoyltransferase complex. NCBI's taxonomy places the organism in Eukaryota, Metazoa, Arthropoda, Insecta, Coleoptera, Coccinellidae.
GUCAAAAUUACUGUCAAAUUUUCAACAUCAAUAAACCAAAAGUUUAAAAGGCUCACUGCGUGAUAUAAAUAAUUCUAAAUCUUAAUAGAUAAUGUGCGAAUGAAGACAAUUCGGAGAAUUACUGACAUUGUAACGAGAAAGAAUCCUGCUAAUAAUCAUUAAUACUUUGUGAUUGUGCUAAAUGGCUUUCUAAUACUUUAUCAUAAUGGCUACGAGAAUAGAUCAUGGUGCAGGGGAAAGUGUAACAGAAAUUUUGAGUUAUGAAAAUGACUCAAAAGAGAAACACUACCCUUUCAAAGCAAUGCAGAGUAGGGCCAAUGGGUUUAAGAAAUAUUCAAAGAAUUUCAAAAAUUCAAAUGGGUAUGUUUUGACUUCUUCUGAGGAUGAGACCAAUAGAAAACAAAGGGGUUUAAACGGAAACUUCACCCGCAAAUAUGAGGAUACAAGAAAGGCGACCAGAGCGGUUAACGAAUCAUUCGAAUCGCCGAGUUUGAUAACAGCUUUCUUGACGCAAGUAAGCUUUUACAUAUUGAUGCUGUUGGGUUUCUUGAGUCAGGCUCUGUUCCCGCCGAAGAUCGUGAAAGAAAAGAACAGAGACGGUUACCCGCCGCUCUUUGAUAAAUUUUCCGCCUUUUACUCACGCUACGUCUACAGAAGGAUCAGGGAUUGCUGGAAUUAUCCCAUAUGCAGCGUUCCGGGAAAAGAAAUCAUCCUGAAGGAGAGGUACACUCCUGAUAACGGCUGGACUUUCAAAUUUACAGGACGAGAACUGAAAUGUUUGAAUUUGGCAUCAUACAAUUACCUCGGCUUUGCCGAGGCGUCAGGUCCUUGCGCUGAAUUCGCCAUCGACUCCAUCUACAAAUAUGGCGUCUCAACUGGUGCCACAAGACAAAAGUACGGCACGACUGACUUACACGUUGAACUCGAAUCGCUGGUAUCUGAGUUUUUGGGCACGGAAGAUGCCAUUACCUUCGGAAUGGGCUAUGCCACUAAUGCCUUGAACAUACCCAAGUUGAUCGGCCCCGGUUGCCUAGUCAUAAGUGACGAGAAAAACCACGCAUCCUUGAUUGUGGGGUUGAGGCUUCCUGGCGCCGUCAUUGAAAUCUUCAAACAUAAUGAUGUCAAACAUCUUGAGGAACUUCUGCAACAAAACAUCAUAAGGGGUCAACCGAACCAACCAAAUGGUCAAUAUAAGCCAUGGAGAAAGAUCCUGAUAGUGGUAGAGGGGGUCUAUAGUAUGGAAGGAAGUAUAGUGCGACUACCGGAGAUUAUAGCGUUAAAGAAAAAGUACAAAGCGUACCUCUACUUGGACGAGGCUCACAGCGUGGGCGCUAUGGGACGACACGGAAAAGGGGUUAUUGAUUACUUCGAUUGCGAUCCGAAAGAUGUAGAUAUUCAGAUGGGCACCUUCACGAAAAGUUUCGGAUCUGCUGGCGGUUACAUAGCAGGUUCAAAGGACCUGAUAAGUUACCUUAGAGAACACAGUUACGCUUCCUGCCAUGCGUGGGCCAUGCCGCCUCCGGUAGCAGCUCAAAUAGUGGCAGUCCUCAGGAUAUUGAUGGGGCGAGACGGUACGAAUGAGGGUCAGAAGAGGAUUGAAGCGCUGGCCAGAAACACCCGCUAUUUCAGAAUGAGACUGGAACAAAUCGGUGUUAUUAUCCAUGGUAAUGACCAUUCGCCGGUGGUUCCUAUAUUGGUGUAUCUUUACUCAAAAAUUGUAAUUAUGGUGAGAACACUCUACAAGUACCAGAUAGCCACAGUGGGUGUGGGUUAUCCCGCAACUCCCCUUUACGAGGGGAGAAUUCGGAUAUGUCUGUCGGCAGCUCACACCAAAGAACAGCUAGAUUAUGCUCUAGAAAUAAUCGAAAAGGUUGCCGAGGAGGUCGGUCUGAAACAUUCCAGGAAACCAAGGGAUCCAGAUGUUGUUGAAUUCGACAAGAUAAAGAUUUAUCGAAAUUGAUAAUCGAAUCGUAAUCGAAUAUUGUUGUUGGAUUUUUUUCGCCCGUACUGAAUUUCAGAAACUGUUUUAUAUGCAUGUUCACGCCGAAAAUGUUGAAUUCUUUAUGUUUCAACAUAUUUUAUUCUCGAAGCUACUUUCUGAUAUUAGAUCUUUUUGGUUAGUUUCUGUUAGAAAUUUUCCAAGUUUUUCACUUAUUUUUUCAUUUUUUGUAGCUUAGGACAAAAGAAAAAUACACACAAGGCGUAAACACGCCGACUCUUA